This is a messenger RNA of Calypte anna (Anna's hummingbird), 4195 nucleotides long. RefSeq names its product regulatory factor X2 (gene RFX2). The transcript is spliced from 18 exons. The record is from RefSeq and is a predicted model, not a curated record. Gene Ontology annotation, molecular function: RNA polymerase II cis-regulatory region sequence-specific DNA binding; DNA-binding transcription factor activity, RNA polymerase II-specific. Gene Ontology annotation, cellular component: nucleus. NCBI's taxonomy places the organism in Eukaryota, Metazoa, Chordata, Aves, Apodiformes, Trochilidae. The coding region runs from base 89 to 2269 and encodes 726 amino acids. Gene Ontology annotation, biological process: regulation of transcription by RNA polymerase II.
UGUUACUUGCCAACGGGAGCAACGCGCGGCCCCGGCGGCCGGAGCCCAGCGCAGCCCGCGGCGCCCGGCGGGGAGGGCAGCAGUGAGCAUGCAGAGUUCAGAGGGUGGAUCCGACUCAGCAGCUUCUGUUGCUCUUCACCCUUCUGCAUCAGCCCAAGCUCCGGUGGUGCAGCCAGUGCCAGCCUCUCAGCAGAGGGUUCUGGUCCAAGCAGCAGGCUCCACUCCCAAAGGGGCACAGAUGCAGCAAAUCUCUGUUCCCAGAGUUCAGCAGGUUCCACAACAGGUGCAAGCUGUGCAGCAUGUGUAUCCAUCCCAGGUCCAGUAUGUGGAAGGAGGAGAAGCUGUUUAUACCAAUGGAACCAUACGAGCCACCUACUCCUACAACACCGAAGCUCAGAUUUACGCCCCCAGCAGCGCCGCGUCCUAUUUCGAACCCCAGGGAGGUGGAGCUCAGGUGACUACAGCGACAUCUUCUCCUACAGCCAUUCCCUCUCACAACAUGGUGGGCAUCACCAUGGACAUUGGGGGAAGUCCGAUCCUCUCCGGCUCGGGAGCCUAUCUCAUUCAUGGGGGGAUGGAAAACACUAGACAUUCUCUGUCACAUACUUCACGCUCCUCUCCAGCAACGCUUGAAAUGGCGAUUGAAAACCUACAAAAAAAUGAAGGGAUUACAUCACACAAAAGCAGUUUGCUCAACAGCCAUCUCCAGUGGUUGUUGGACAACUAUGAGACAGCAGAAGGUGUCAGCCUCCCCAGGAGCUCCCUCUACAACCAUUACCUGAGGCACUGCCAGGAGCACAAACUGGACCCGGUGAACGCCGCCUCCUUCGGGAAGCUGAUCCGCUCGGUGUUCAUGGGGCUGAGGACUCGUCGUCUGGGAACCAGGGGGAACUCCAAGUAUCAUUAUUAUGGCAUCCGACUCAAGCCAGAGUCUCCACUGAACCGUCUGCAGGAGGACACCCAGUACAUGGCCAUGAGGCAGCAGCCCAUCCACCAGAAGCAGAGGUACAGACCAGUGCAGAAGAUGGAUGGCAUGGCAGAGAGUGGGUCCAACAGCAACCUGCACACCACCCCAGAGCAAUCAGUUGCUGCUCAAAGUCAACACCAUCAGCAAUUCAUAGAUGUAACCCACGUCUUUCCUGAGUUUCCAGCCCCUGAUCUGGGCAAUGUCCUUUUACAAGAAGGGGUCACCAUGAAUGAUGUGAAAACUCUGCAGCUUCUCUACAGGCGACACUGCGAGGCAACUUUGGAUGUUGUAAUGAAUCUUCAGUUUCAUUAUAUUGAGAAACUCUGGCAAUCCUUCUGGAAUCCUAAAACCCCACCUGGUGAUGGCUCAGCUGCCCUGCCAUCCAGUGAAGAGGAGCAUGAGGGGACCCUCCCAAAGGACAAGCUGAUUGCUCUCUGCAAGUAUGAACCCGUCCUCAAGUGGAUGAGAAGCUGUGAUCACAUCUUGUACCAGGCCCUGGUGGAGAUUCUCAUCCCAGACGUGCUCAGACCGGUGCCCAGCACACUUACCCAGGCAAUCCGGAAUUUUGCCAAGAGUCUGGAAGGGUGGCUGAUGAAUGCAAUGAGUGAAUUCCCCCCCCAGAUUGUCCAGACCAAGGUGGGGGUGGUGAGUGCCUUUGCCCAGACCCUGAGGAGGUACACAUCCCUCAACCACCUGGCUCAGGCUGCCCGUGCAGUGCUGCAGAACACUUCCCAGAUCAACCAGAUGCUCAGUGAUCUCAACAGGGUUGACUUUGCCAACGUGCAGGAACAAGCCUCGUGGGUGUGCCAGUGUGAGGAAGGAAUGGUCCAGAAGCUGGAGCAGGAUUUCAAGCUCACCCUGCAGCAGCAGAGCUCUCUGGACCAGUGGGCUAGUUGGCUGGAUAAUGUUGUUACCCAAGUCCUGAAGCAUCAUGAGGGCAGUCCCAGCUUCCCCAAGGCAGCCAGGCAGUUCCUGUUGAAGUGGUCUUUCUAUAGCUCCAUGGUGAUCAGGGACCUCACCCUACGCAGUGCUGCCAGCUUUGGGUCCUUCCACCUGAUCCGCCUGCUCUAUGAUGAGUACAUGUUCUACCUGGUGGAGCAUCGUGUUGCCCAGGCAACGGGGGAGACUCCAAUUGCAGUCAUGGGAGAGUUUGGUGACCUCACAUCCCUGUCUCCAACACUGCUGGACAAAGAUGACAUCAGUGACCUGGGCAGUGAGGUGGACACCGACCCCCGGAGCGUGGGGGAGCCGCUGGUGAAACGCGAACGCAGCGACCCCGGGCACUCACUCCAGGAGAUCUGAAACAGGGAUUGGGAUUUUUCUCCAGCUGGAUGAAGACAUCGGGAGCCCGGUUUGGGGGUCGCAAGCCUGAGCCUCCCCUUCCCUGUGUUAUUAGUGCCUCGUAGUUUCUCUUUAUGUUUACUUGUGUUUGAGGAUGGGCUCCAGGCUGAGCCUGUGUGGGCAGUGGGAUGGGGCUGGUUUGUCCCCCUGCUCCUCCUGCCUGCUGCUGGCUGGGGAGUGAAGGUCCAAAGUUUUCUACCAAGAGCUGGAAGCCUCCGUGGUCAGCAGUGGCUCAGAUGUGUGUGGCUGGGAGGGGCUCUCCUCUCUGGCCUCAGCAAGGUGGGCAAAUGAGGCUUUCCCUUUCAGGAAAGGUGAUUUGGGUUUCUUCCCCACUUCUCAGACUUCACUGUGAUACAAACUUGAACCCAUCAGUGCCCAAGAAGAAGGACAAAUACCUGACCCUUCUCCAGCCUUUCAAGACAAACUGGCCUGGCUCUGACUUGCCAAAUCAUUUGUCUGGGAAGACAGGACAGUGUGUCUGCCUUGCACCCACCUGGGGAGAGGGCUCCAGGCUGCACGUCCCUCUGGUCCUGGUGGAGUGGUGCACGUGUGUGCUCUGGAACUGACUCCUGUGCUCUGGGACUGACACGUGCUCACUCUGGGACAACAGGACACACAUUCCCACCUCCUCCCAUGUCUCUGCAGCUUGCCAUUUCACCACUGAUCCACAAAUGCUCCUUGGGACACUGUCAGGCCAACUCAAGAUACCAAAGGACUCUGAGGAAGCAGCAGCUGGUUGCAAAGCUUGUUCAUUGCCCCCUGCCCUCUGAUACCUGUGGGCAAUCCCAUUGCCCAGGCACUCCCCAUCCUCCCCGUGGUCCCCAGGUAGAGGGGAACUGGUCCCAUGUCCUGGGUUUUGUGAAAUUCUUGCUUGAUGUCCCAUUACAAUGCUGCAGGUUGGGUGCAGCUGCCCACGGGGCAGAGGGGAUGUGACUGCAGUGCCUUAGGGUGGGCUGGCUGCCCCUGUCCCCCUGCUCCAACUGGGAGAAAGCAGCAGUUCCCUGCAGCAGGCAGGGGCUGCCCCAGCCCCCAGCUGUGCUCAUACCACGGGGACAUUUCCCCUGGUUGGGUGGCUUUGUCUUCUCUUGUUGUGGCAUUGCUGUGGUGGCUGCUGUGGAGCUGAGCCAGGGGAGCUCCUGCCCCAGUGGGGUUUUGUUCUCCCUUUCUGGGUCCUGUGGGGUCUGGGCUGAUGUGGAGUACAGGGCAGAGGAGGGGGUUGGAAUCUGUCAUCAAGCCAAACUGCAAAAACAAACCCCUGAGGCAAACCUUUCUGUGAAUAAAGGUGGUGUCAUAAAUAGCUUUUAUUAUGAUUAUUAUUAUUUCUAAUGAUACAAUAUUGGAUGUGUGCUUUUCCAGGGGCCUCCUGUACAUUCACAUCGAGUAUGUUCUAUACAAAUCUAUUAUUUACUCAUCCCAAAUGGUACUUAGGGAGCUGUGACACUUUAAAAAAACAACAUUGCUAAUGAAAAGUAACAAGAGAGUGUGUAUAGAGGCACCUCUUUCCCUCUUACUGUCCCGUGCUGUUGUCUGUCAGGGUGAUGUUUGUCUGUAACUGUCUCAUAGGUGCAGGAGAUAAGUAGGAAAGCUGGAGUUCCCUGUAAAUAACAACAAUGAACACUCCCUGAGUCAGAGUCCACACUUCAGAUACUGCUGAGGAGAUGCUUUAAAAAAAAAAACCACAACCAAAUGAGCAACCAGGGUAUAAACUUCCCUGCUCCCACCAAGUAUGAUCCUAACUUCAGCUGGUGCAUUGGCUCCUUUUUGCAGCUGCCACUGACCCAACCCAGCCCAGCCCAACCUUCUGCUUACCAUGGACCUGCAAAUGAGAUGCUCUGGAGCUGUGCAGCACUGUGCAAGGAGGCUGGAGAACCACCAAAACCCCAUCUG